Lotus japonicus is the source of this 724-nucleotide messenger RNA. RefSeq names its product calcium-binding protein PBP1-like. NCBI's taxonomy places the organism in Eukaryota, Viridiplantae, Streptophyta, Magnoliopsida, Fabales, Fabaceae. The record is from RefSeq and is a predicted model, not a curated record. The coding region runs from base 222 to 596 and encodes 124 amino acids. The transcript has a single exon. Gene Ontology annotation, molecular function: calcium ion binding.
UUUCCCUGUUUCUUUGCUGUCAUCCGUGGAUGGAUGGAUCAUUACUUCUUUCCUUUCCAACCUCUCCCUCUCCUACCUUGAACUUCAACCAUCUUUACCAUUCUUCUUCUACUUCACAAGUAUAAAUAGGACUCCUACUCCAACCUCACCAAAACAAACUCACAUUACACACAUUCAACACAUUCUUAAUUGUUGUUCUCUUAUGACACAAUCAUCAAACAAUGGCUGGAACUGGAACUGUCAAUGGCAAAGGUCUUGAGUUUGAAGACUUGCUUCCGGUGAUGGCGAACAAGCUAGGUGGGGAGGGUCUGAUAAAGGAACUAUGCAACGGGUUCGAUAUGCUGAUGGACAAGGACAGAGGGGUCAUCACACUCGAGAGCUUGAAGACCAACGCUGCUGUUCUUGGCCUGCAGGACAUGAAGGAAGACGAGCUUGUGAGCAUGAUUAGAGAAGGGGAUCUAGAUGGAGAUGGUGCUCUUACCCAGAUGGAGUUCUGCGUUUUGAUGUUCAGGUUGAGCCCUGAGUUGAUGGAAGAGUCAUGGAUUUGGCUUGAAGAGGCUCUGCAACAUGAACUUGACAACAAUUAUUCACUCUAGUUUCUAGGAAUAACAAUUCUGAUAGUGGUUUCUCUUCUCCUUAGUUGUGUUAAGAGCUUCUGUUCUGUUGUUACUAUUCUUCAUCCUGUUGCCUAUAUUGGAAAGAAUUGAAUUAACCAUUUUUUGUA